Molecule: messenger RNA, 7131 nt
Organism: Oreochromis niloticus (Nile tilapia)
Lineage: Eukaryota; Metazoa; Chordata; Actinopteri; Cichliformes; Cichlidae
Product: P2Y purinoceptor 3
Exons: 2
Coding region: 3983-5335 (450 amino acids)
Biological process (GO): G protein-coupled receptor signaling pathway
Cellular component (GO): membrane
Molecular function (GO): oxysterol binding; G protein-coupled receptor activity
Source: RefSeq, a predicted model, not a curated record
UUGGGCGAAGAUUAUCAGAAUUAUUGGGGUCUGCACCAGGCUUUUUGAGAAUUGGAAUGAGAGAAGCAGUUUUCAAAGAUGAAGGAACAAUUCAAGCGUUAAGGGAAGAGUGGGUAAUACUAGUUAUGAGAGGAGCCAAUGAGGUAAGACAGGCUUUAACUAAAACAGUGGGAAGAGGGUCAAGCUGACAAGUGGAUGAUUUUGAUUUUUGAAUAAGAUUUGAUACAUCAGCUAUGGAGCGAAGAGUAAAACUUGAAAAUAACUGACAGGAAGACAGUGAGGAAAACAGAAAGGCUACUGCAGAGUUAAGUUGUUGGUGAAUAUCAGAGAUUUUAAUGAGUGAAAAAAAGAUAUAAGAGAGUUGCAGAAGUCAGCAGAGUCCAUAUGAGAGGGGAAUGAGUCCAGAGGUUUUGUAAUUUACUAAACAAUGAAAAGAGAGACCUGGAGUUACUCUCACUGGGACUGAUUAAACCAGAAUAGUAUGCAGACUUGGCUGAAGCAAUGCAGUCCAAUACAACAAGAUAUGGUUGUUAUACAUUUCUUUGUGUAUGGUAAGUCCGGUUUUCUUGAACAGACGUUCCAGUUGGCGUCCUUUAGCUUUGAGAUGGCGCAGGAUAAGAGUAACCAUGGUGCUGAACAGGAAAAUGAGACAGUUCGGUGUUUAAGUGGAGCAAAUAUGUUAAGAAGGGUAUGGAGGUUGACAUUAUAGUAAGAAACAAGUUCAUCAGGGGAUGAGGAGCUGUGAAUAAAUGGAAGGUUGUAAAUGGCAGAUGAAAGAUCAGCAGGGUUAAUAUUACUAAUUUUCCUAAAUGUGAUGUCACGAGGGUGACAGAGGGUACACGUUUUGGAAGCUGUUGUAGUUACAGUAAAAGAAAUAAACCUAUGAUCAGAUUUGGGAAACAGACUGGCUUUACUGUGAUGUGGGGGUAACGCCAGAUAUGACCUUUAGAAUGAGUAGAAAAUUUUAUGUAUUGUAGAAACCCCAAACUUAACAAGCUCCUUAUUUGGUACAUGUAAUAGUGGGAGUAGAUCCAAAGAGCUGUACUCCAAUGUAUUCAAAUGAGUGGAAGGGUGGGGCGGAGACAGGGAGAAUGUGGCUGAAGACCAGCUGCAAAGUUCAUGGUUCAUUAUUAUUUUUACUGAUGCUGGCUAAGAGCAGCUAACAGAGAGUCAGUUAUAGCAGAUAACAGAGAUUAACUGCAACUAACAGAGGCUAACAGCAGCUAACAAAGGCCAGUGGAAUCUAACAGAGGCUAACAGCAGCACACUGAUAAAAAAAGUAAAGGAUAUUAUCUACAAUUCACCUCAGUAUUACUGUCCUUGUACAGAAGUGAGCUUUACUGUCUUUUCGGCUCUUUUCAGACUGCUUUCACAACUUUUACAGCCUGUUCCAGGCUAGAUGUGGCCAUAUACUGAGAGGUGAGGUAAACGGCACAUACUACAGAUGAACAGUUUGCCCUACUGUGGCCACCAUAAUUAGGAUUAUGCCCUUGAAGUGCCUUGCACACAGAAAUUUCUCCAGAGUCGCAUAAGUCAUUACACAGAGUAGUACAAAUAUUAGAGGAUUACCGAGGCAACCAGAGCAUGUCCUAUGAAUGUCCAGUGUGACGGUGUGCCCACCCAUCAGGAAAUCAAAUCGCUUCCUCUGUGGAUGAUCCAUAAUUAAAUGAUGAGAGUAGAACUUCAUGCAACAAUAACUUCAAUCACAAUCACAGCCCGAAACAUGCCCUGGCUUCUGUGACUCUAAUGGGACAAUGGUAAAGAUCUAAAGGUAACUGAGACCAUAAAUUCAUCAGAGUGGUGUACAGUGGGCUCAUUUGCUUCUCCUUCUCCUUAUAAUCAUAUUAGCUGCUGUAGUAAAAUAAAUACCAGAUCAAUACAGUAAAAAUAUUUGCAUUAUACACUCAGACUUCUUUUUACAAGCAGACUGAUCACCAAAAUCUUUUUUUUUUCUGGGGAACAUGAAUGCUCUUUAAAAUUUCAUGAUAACCCAUCUGAUAGCCCCUGUUUGGAAUCAAGGGCCAGAUUUACUAAGUGAGGCAAAAAUAGGAGCACCUGGUUUUACAGAUGAUUUACGAAAGUUGCUUUUUCUAAACACAGUUAAAGUUAAUUUCAGCAUGACGUGCCCAAUCUGCCAAAACCUGCACAAUUUGGCUUGUUAAAAGGAAUCAGAAAAGUACAUAAGCAAAGGUCACAGAUGCUCUCAUGUUGACCACAAUGGUGAAAAUAAGGAGAGGACCUGGAGUUCUGCACCUGAACUGGAGGUCCUAGUUGACCGAAAAAUCUGAGCAUUCAGUCUGGCUGUCAGGGAACUAUUUGGGAAUCGUUUUUAGAAAGGGUGAAUGCAGCUCCACUGAAGAAAUUAAGACAGGUGGAAUGAUUAAGGCAACUCACAAGACCAAAAACUGUGUACAAGGCAUCAGCAGAGGAGACGGUUGGAUGUCCUGUGGGUGAAGUACCAAAACAGUUGAGAUCUGAACAGGUAACAGGAGUUACCUCCGGUUCACAGAGCUGGCAGCAGUGGCAUCUGGUUUAGCAAAAAUCGGUGGCUCAACAAUCAAAACAUGAAAUGCUGUGCUCUGGUCUUACCUAAAGGCCAACUACUUUCCAUCCCCAGUUUUUUAAAAUGCUUGCUCUUCUCGUCAGUCACAUCAGGACCUGGGACCAGGCAAAUUAAAAUAAAGGCCUUGAAAUUCCUGCCACAGUAUUUUGGAAAGAACUGACACCAAAAAGUGAAGAACUGGAAGAAGUUUUGUUGCUGGUGUUGUGUGACUCACUGAGAAAAUUCAGAAUGGGAUGGUUUACAUUUUUAUCACAUUGUUGUCUGGCUUUCCAAUUAAAUUGACUUCAAUGGAGAAAUGUCUCACUUUUCUAACACGGAGUCUUUAAUCUCUGCAAUGCCUCCACACAGCAAUAACUGCCAUCACAUCAAGCUUCUUUCCAGUGUUGAAUAUCGCUGCAAUUAGCAAUAAAACAGGUGUCGCGAAAGUUAAAUCCAACUGUGUGCUUGAUUGAAAUAUUCUUCUCUCUAUAGUUUUGACCUUGACAAAGGAACUCCCAGAAAUACAUAUUUAAAGAGUCAGUUGCAAAAAUCCCAGAGUUCCCACCUCUAACACAUAAUUUUAUCAAUCUCACCAAAACCAAGUUUGUGCUGGUGCAACACACUAAAGCUUGUAAUCAAGUCCCUUACUUCUAUUUUGGCCUCACAGUUCUUCUCUUAUAAGAUUUAUAUUUGACCAUUUUAAACUGUUAAAAAUUCCAGAACAAAAAAACCUAACCCUAAGAUGUGUACUGACACUCUGAUCGCUGUUCAGAGGUUAAAGAACAAUCUGCACGUGGAACCAUUAAUAGCUCAACUAAUAAACAUGGAACAUACUCUAAAAAUAACACCCUGUACUUCAGCUGUUUCUUCCCAGAGACUUUGUGUUUUUACACGUACCCACUAUAAUGUGCUGUAUAUAAAUUCAAAGUAGAGCUCAGAGUGGAGUUUCUACCCUACUGUAUACUGACUUCGAUCAUAAAUAUACAUGACUCAGCCGUUUGAACGGCUUUGCACGGGGGAUCUUGACCCACACUUCUUCAGUUAUUGUGAUACAGGCUUUAAAAGAACCCGACCCCAACAUCUAGAACAGACCACCAGCCUGCUGUACGAAUGGUCUCUGGAAAGUUUCAUUAAUGAUUGAGGGGCUAAUUGAGCGAGACAGAGUCUUCAUCAGCAUAACGUUGGUGGUACAUUCUGAACAAGCUUUCCUGAGGAUAAUGAGGCAAUAAGGCUCUGUUUUUUUUGCUCUCUCUCCCUCUCUUCUCACAGAGACAUGGAUCAGUCAACAAUGAGCCAAGACCGAGGAUAGAUAGAUAGAUAGAUAGAUAGAUAGAUCCCGAAGAAGACUAUAGUUAAGGAGUAGACUGGAAGGAGCUGAGAUGAUGCCAGACAAACCUGAACUGAUCCUCUUCUGCCACAAAUAGCCUUCAACGGUUCAUCAUGGGGUUGAGCCAAACCUCCAGCAUCACCCCAGACAUCAGCUUGCUGGCGGAAGCUGUGGCGAGCAACCAUCUCAACACAUCAGGCGCCUCGCACACCUCUUCACUACCUCUACCGUCAUGCAGCAUCGAUGAAUCCUACAAAUAUGUCUUCCUACCCGUCUGCUACUCGCUGACCUUCCUUUUCAGCCUUACCCUGAACUCGGUGGUGCUCCUGCGCUCCUGCUGGCAUCAUGGACGACGUUGGAACACUUCACUGAUAUACAUGGUGAACUUGGCCACCACUGACUUGAUGUACGGCCUGUCUCUGCCCUUUCUGGUGGCGAGCUAUGUGCUGAGGGACUGCUGGGUGUUUGGGGACUUCAUGUGCCGCCUCGUACGCUUCCUGUUCUACUUCAAUCUCUACUGCUCUAUCUUCUUCCUCACCUGCAUCUCUGUGCACAGGUAUCUGGGGAUCUGUCAUCCGAUGAGGACCAUCACACUGGAAAGUAAGCGGGUGGUGAAGGGGAUCUGUGCAUUAGUUUGGGUGGUGGUCUUCAUUCUCACCUGCCCCAUCUUCAGGUUCGCCCAGACCGGAUACGUUAGGCGUAGAGCUGGUGAGGCUGUAGAGCCUGGAGAAGGGAGCGAUGAUGGUAACAGGACUGGAGACCAGGUUGGCGAUGGGUACAUAAACUGCUGGGAUGAUGCCAUAGAUAAGGAGUUUGCAGACUACGUCCCAUAUGGCAUUGUUCUCCACCUUUUAGGCUUCUUUGUGCCCUUCGUCAUCAUCGCCUGGUGCUACUCCCAUGUGGUCCGGACAAUAUUUCAGACCCUGCGCUCUCCUCCCAGUUCAAUAGAGGGUGGCGAGGAUGGACCGGUGGGUGAUGGGUCUGUGGAAGGAGUUCGAGGGCGCGAGAGAACCUCCGUCUCUAUUUCUGGCUCACAGUACUCACACUACAUCCGCCGCCGGCGGAAAUCCAUUAAAACCAUCGUCACCAUCACACUGCUGUUUGCGCUCUGCUUCCUACCCUUUCAUGUGACUCGUACGCUCUUCUUGCUCCUACGGCGGGGACAGCUUGGCGGCUGCAAUGCCAUGAAGACCGUCUCCAUCUGCUACAAGGUCACCAGACCUCUGGCCUCCUGCAACGCAUGGCUCAAUGCUCUGCUCUACUUCCUCACGGGCGAUAAAAGUGGCCCCAGCUGCUGGCCAGCAGAACGCACCAUCCAUCGAGACCGCCGUAAUGGCUCCCUCUGGUGGCCGCUGAAGAUCCUCAAAAGAGAUGGAGUGGGAGAAGACGAUAACGAGGUGGCCGAGAGGGUUGAAAGGGAAGUGCACAUAGAGAACGAGUCCAAGUCCUCCAGAGUCAUCUUCUAGGAUGCUAUAGAUCCUCAGUGGGUCAAAGGCCACAUGAAUGACAAGGGCUGGAAAUGUGGGAUUGCUGUUUUUUAUUUGAGGAUGUCUACAGACUCCUCAUUGCACCACACAUUUACUGACUGCUUCUGCAGUGCAACUGUAAGUCUCAUUAAUGGCAUUGGUAAUUUCUUGAGAAACAUUUCCAACUUGUUCAAGCAUAGAACUUUUAAAAAAAACAAUAACUGCUAAAAAGAAACAGGAACUUCUUUCUUGGGCAGAGUUUGAUUGGAUUUGCAGUAUAUAUGCAGCAGUCAGUCUGAAUACUGGAAUUGUUUUUAAAAUGAAAAAGGACCAACAAACUGAUGGAGGAGAUGGUGUUUAUUUCAAAUAAUCUGUAACUGAAUUAUAAACAAAGCUGUCAAAUUGUUAAGUCACAAUAUUCUAACAGAAAUUCUGAUAUAUUUUUUCUUAAUUUUGUGAUUUGAGCUCCUGAAUUGUUGAUUUCAUGACCAGUUGCAGACAAUGGCUGCAGCAAAGUGAGCUUGGUUCCGCUGGAGGUCUUUUCCUCCCCACUAUUGCCAAGUGCUGCUUCUAUGGGAUCAUCUGAUUGUUGAGGUUCUCUCUUUAAAAUAGUAGGCUAUGUACCUUAAGUGCAUUAAGAUGAGCGCUAUAUACUUAAAGUAAAAGCUUUUCCGUGUUGAUUUGCCCGUUGAUGCUCUCGGGCUGGAUGAUUUUAAAAUGAUUAGCUACCUGCACAAAUCUGUUUUUAUUUAUUCUAUUUAUUUCUUUGACUUUGGGAACCGGUCUCGAGCCCUGUAGUGGCUUUCACAAAGCACAAACAUUUCACUUUACAUAGGAAGGAGGGACGAUUUUUUACUUUUAACCGAAUAAAUCAAGAAUUCCAUCAACUCACAGCUGUAUUGUCAAAGCUUGAAGGGAGGGCGGCUCGCGCCUUUCUCCUUCCGCCUUCCUCCCACAGUCCAAACACAUGCAUGUUCAGAAUGCCUGGCUGUCUCAUUGUGCUACACCUGUCCAGGUGUACCUCACCCUUGACAGCUGGAACAGGGUUGUGCACCACAGCGAUGCUGCUGGAUGGAUGGGUUUACAAUGUUGAAAAUAAAUAUGAAUCCUUUUUUAUGUACUUCUUUAUGAAAUAAAUGUUUUCUUCUAUUCUUUCAAACUACAGCAGGAUGAUCACAGCUGACAGGAGAUGCUGUCUCUACCUUUACCUUCUGUACAGUGAAAUUUUUUCAUUGUUGUGCUUUGGGAAAUCUGAACAUUUGUAGAAGCAAAUCUCUCAGAAAAAAGGACGAGAAGAAAAAUAUUUGUGCAUGAAUCCACCGAAGGUCAAAUCUGAUUAAAGCUGCAUGUUAAAUUUCUGUGAAGUAUGUUGAAUUUUAAACAAUAAGGGUACAGAUCAUAAGGACACGGGAGUCCUGACCAAUCAGUUGUUUCUUCUAUGAUGUUAUGUUUAUUAAAAAAAGAGUAGAAACUGCUCUGUGUCCCCUUUAGUCAAACCCACUGAAGUACUUCCUGUUUAUAAAUACACUGCGUUUUCAGCGCUGACGAGUUAUUAAAAUUUUAAAGUGACCGUUAUGAUUUUCCGCUGUGAGGUCAUUCAGCUGUUCCUCGUGGACCUUUGUACCUGCUGACUGCAGCCGUGUCGGCCCUGCUGUUUGGAUGGAACUCCUUCAGGGGCACGCGCUGCAGCUUCCUGUCAUGUUGUUGCAGAGCCUGGGUCACUCUGUGAUAUCACACCUCAUUUCUUUGAUGUUUUUGUGGGACUUUGUCUGGAUUAAAGUGUAUUAUUGAACUCA